AUGGGUCUUUUAACUAGAGUAGCAGCUAGCAGGCAAUUCUCUACCACGAGAAAUGUUGCCAAAAAGCUGAACAAAUAUUCCAGUAUCAUCACCGAACCUAUGGACCAGGGUGCUUCCCAAGCCAUGCUUUACGCCACUGGGUUUAAGAAGGAUGAUUUUGCCAGAGCUCAAGUUGGUGUUGGUUCUUGUUGGUGGUCUGGUAACCCAUGUAAUAUGCACUUGUUGGAUCUGAACAAUAGAUGUUCUCGUUCCGUUGAGAAAGCUGGGUUGAAACCUAUGCAAUUUAACACUAUUGGUGUUUCCGAUGGUAUUUCCAUGGGUACCAAGGGUAUGAGAUACUCUUUGCAAAGUAGAGAAAUCAUUGCCGAUUCUUUUGAAACCAUCAUGAUGGCCCAACAUUACGAUGCUAACAUUGCUAUCCCAUCUUGUGACAAAAAUAUGCCAGGUGUUCUGAUGGCUAUGGGUCGUCAUAACAGACCUUCCAUUAUGGUUUACGGUGGUACCACUUUGCCAGGUCAUCCAACUUGUGGCUCGUCCAAGAUCCCUGAAAAGAUUGACGUUGUCUCUGCUUUCCAAUCCUAUGGUCAAUAUAUCUCCAAGAACUUCACUGAGCAAGAAAGAGAAGAUGUUGUUCAACACUCUUGUCCAGGUCCAGGUUCCUGUGGUGGUAUGUACACUGCUAACACUAUGGCCUCUGUUGCCGAAGUUUUGGGUAUCACUUUACCAAACUCCUCUGCCUUCCCAGCUGUCUCUGAUCAAAAAUUGAAUGAGUGUGAUAGCAUCGGUGAAGCGAUCAAAAAUACUAUGGAACUAGGAAUUCUUCCUCGUGAUGUCUUCACUAAGGAAGCCUUCGAAAACGCUAUCACUUACGUCGUUGCCACCGGUGGUUCGACUAAUGCCGUUCUUCACAUGGUUGCUGUGGCCCAGGCAGCUGGUGUUAAGAUUACCCCUGAUGAUUUCCAAAGAAUCAGUGACAAGACCCCAUUGAUUGGUGACUUCAAGCCAUCCGGUAAGUACGUUAUGGCUGAUUUGAUCAGAAUCGGUGGUACACAAUCUGUGAUCAAAUACCUAUUCGACAAUGGUCUUCUAAACGGUAACGCUAUCACCAUUACUGGUGAAACAUUGGGUGAACGUGCCGCAAAGGCAGUCGCUUUACCUGAAGGUCAGGAUAUUAUCAAGCCUAUCUCUCAACCUAUCAAACCAAACGGUCACCUGCAAAUUCUAUACGGUUCCUUGGCUCCAGGUGGUGCUGUCGGUAAGAUUACCGGUAAGGAAGGUACUUACUUCAAGGGUAAAGCUCGUGUCUUCGAAGAAGAGUCCGCUUUCAUUCGCGCUCUAGAGAGGGGUGAAAUCAAGAAAGGUGAAAAGACAGUGGUUAUUAUCAGAUACGAGGGUCCAAAGGGUGGUCCAGGUAUGCCAGAGAUGUUGAAACCUUCUUCUGCUUUAAUGGGUUACGGUCUUGGUAAAGACGUUGCCCUAUUAACUGACGGUAGAUUCUCUGGUGGUUCCCACGGUUUCCUAAUCGGCCACAUCGUUCCAGAAGCCGCUGAAGGUGGUCCAAUCGGUUUGGUCACAGAUGGUGAUGAAAUUAUCAUCGAUACCGAUAACAACAAGAUCGACUUAUUGGUCGCUGACCAAGAGAUGGCUGAACGUAGAGCCAACUGGACUCCCCCUCCACCUCGUUACACCAGAGGUACUUUGGCCAAGUAUGCUAAGCUAGUCGGUAACGCUUCCCAAGGUUGUGUCACUGAUGCUUAA
This is a messenger RNA of Torulaspora delbrueckii, 1758 nucleotides long. It is a transcript of the gene ILV3, whose product is annotated as dihydroxy-acid dehydratase ILV3. Gene Ontology annotation, cellular component: mitochondrion. The coding region runs from base 1 to 1758 and encodes 585 amino acids. The record is from RefSeq and is a predicted model, not a curated record. Gene Ontology annotation, biological process: branched-chain amino acid biosynthetic process. Gene Ontology annotation, molecular function: dihydroxy-acid dehydratase activity. The transcript has a single exon. NCBI's taxonomy places the organism in Eukaryota, Fungi, Ascomycota, Saccharomycetes, Saccharomycetales, Saccharomycetaceae.